UAAUGUCUGUUAGUGCUGUUGCUGCACCAUUUUCUGGAAGGACAAAGAUUAUUACUUUUCAACCCAGAUAUGUGAUCAGUAAUGCCUGCAACAAGGACCUGUGCUACAGGCAAAAGGGAACUGAUGUUGUUUUUCUAUUGGAGGCUGGACAACAUUCCCAUAUUCGAUGGACAGAUACAACAAGAGAAUUACUAGUUUCUUUUCGUUUUGUUGAACCUGGAUGGCAAUGGUCAGGAUGCUUCUUGCCUGAACAUUUAGGUGAUACUCAGGUGAAAAUGAGAAACUUUGUUUCUGGUGCUGUUAAUAUGAUUCGCGUAGAAGUGCAAAGUGCUGAUUUCUCCAUUAGAGAUGAAAAGAUUGUUGGAAGCCCACGUGGAAACUCUGGGACAAACCUGAUUCUUUUGUCAGAUGAUGACACAGGCUCUAUGCCAUACAGGAUUGAUAAUUUCUCAAAGGAGAGACUACGCGUUUACCAACAAAGGUGUGAGGCUUUUGAAACGAUGAUUUACUCCUACAGUUCUUGCCCUUAUGCAUGGGAUGAACCUUGUUACCCGCAUCGUUUAACUGUUGAGGUUCCUGGUGAACGUGUCGUAGGAUCAUAUACUCUUGAUGACGUAAAGGACUACACACCUGUUUGUUUAUCAGCUACUUCUGAGAAACCUGAAAGAACUCUGCUUGUUUCUGUCUGUUCUGAAGGAGCAACUAAGGUUCUUCGCAUUAUUGAUUCAAGCUGCCAUGAUUUAAACGAUUCAAAGGGCCCAUGUCUCCCACAGUUUAAAGAUAAAGGAAAUCAUGCCAGGAAGCUUGAAUCUGUUGCUCACUUCAAGGAGAGAAUUGUGGUUGACAUUCCCUUUGUUGGAAUAUCUUUAAUAAAUUCUAUACCAGAGGAAUUGCUUUUUGCUUGUGCAAGGAACAUUACCAUGAAUUUUGGGCAGAGUCUAGAUCAACAAAAGUUCUCCUUGCAAAUUAUGUCUUUGCAAAUCGAUAACCAGUUGCCUGGUACUCCUUACCCUGUCAUCCUAUCUUUUGACCAUAAUAUUGGCAUUACCAGUAGAGAUACAAGAGAUGCAGCUAUUGGGACCCAGGAACCUGCAUUCUCUGUAGUUGUAGCAAAGUGGAGGAACAAAUAUCUUUCACUGGUUUCAUUUGAAUAUAUAGGCUUAAGAGUGGCUGAACUUCAUCUAGAACUUGAUCAAGAAGUGAUAUUGAGCUUGUUUGACUUUAUCAAGUCAGUAUCUUCAAGGUUGCAGAGCAGAGUGUUGCAGCAUAUGAGUCCAACCCUACAUCCAAUAUUUUCUGAUUUGGAAUCGGAUUUGUCUAUCCAUUCCUGCUCUCUAGACUUUGAACCUCUGAAUUCAAAUUCUAAGCAGCACCCUGUAUCAAACAUUACUUUAUUUCAUGAAAGCAGCAAGAACUCUUUGCUGCCUCCAAUAAUCCCUAUUGGUGCACCAUGGCAGCAGAUUCACCUUCUGGCCAGAAAGCAGAAGAAAAUAUAUGUUGAAUUUCUUGAUAUGUCCUCAAUCAAACUGACUUUAAGCUUUUCUAGCAGUCCUUGGAUGCUUCGAAAUGGGGUCCUUACAUCUGGUGAAUCUCUUGUUCAUAGUGGUCUAAUGGCACUUGCUGAUGUGGAGGGAGCACAAAUUCAUCUCAAACAUUUGAUUCUAUCACAUCAACUAGCUAGCUGGGAAUCCAUCCAAGAGAUCCUCAUUGGGCAUUACAGUAGACAAUUUCUUCAUGAAAUGUAUAAGGUGCUUGGUUCAGCUGGAGUGAUAGGUAAUCCAAUGGGGUUCGCAAGGAGUGUAACUCUUGGCAUCAAAGAUUUCUUAUCAGCUCCUUUGCAAAGUGUUUUCCAGAGUCGUGCAGGACUUAUUAAAGGCAUGGCACAAGGCACCUCCAGUCUCUUGAGCAACACUGUCUAUGCAAUAAGUGAUACAGCCACUCAAUUUAGCAAGGCUGCACAGAAGGGCAUUGUUGCAUUUACAUUUGAUGACCACAGUAUAGCAAAUAUGGAUAGACCCCAGAAAGGAAUAUCCGCCCAGAGUAAAGGUGUAAUAAAUGAAUUCCUGGAGGGACUAACUGGUCUACUACAAUCACCUAUAAAGGGGGCUGAAAAACAUGGACUUCCAGGAGUAGUCUCAGGUAUAGCCCUUGGUGUGACGGGACUCGUGGCAAAACCUACUGCUAGUGUCCUUGAUAUCACUGGUAAAACAGCACAAAGCAUUAGAAAUUGGAGCAAGCGGCAUCACAGUGGAUGCCACCGCUUUAGGGUUCGUUUGCCAAGGCAUUUAAGCAGGGAAUACCCCUUGAGGCCAUACUGUUGGGAGGAAGCAAUUGGAUCAUCUGUACUCCAGGAGGUUGAUGAUAGUUUAAAUCUCAAGGAUGAGGUCCUAGUCAUCUGUAAUGCACUCAAAGAGGAUGGGAGAUUUGUAAUCAUCACUGAGAGACUCAUCUUAGUUGUCAGUAGCAAAAGUUUGGAAAAUUUGGGUAAGCCCGAGUUUCGUGGAGUUCCUGCUAACCUGGAAUGGGUGAUAGACAUGGAGAUUGGAAUGGAUAGCAUCAUCCAUGCUGAUAAUGAUGGUGAGGUGGUGCAUAUCAUAGGAAGUAGGUCAGAUAUAGUAAUGAAGCAGAAUCAGCAGAAAAGAGGUUGGGGAACAGAAGGCAAGCGAAGCUGGAACAAUAAUCCUCGUGCUCCUCUUCCAUUAUUCCAAACUGACUUGCUCUUUACAUCAAAAGAAAGGGCAACGGACUUUCUACACACACUUUUGUCUGCAAUUGACCAGGCUAAAGAGCAAGGCCGGUGCCAUGUGCAUCUUUUGCACCAAAGUAGCCUAAGGUAGAUUUUUAAACAAAUUAAAAGAGUGGCUAAACUUAUCAUGACAAUGUUGGAGAAAAACAGAGGAUAUGUUAAUUGUUUUGUACAUAUGCCCCAAUUGUGUAGUACGUAAUCAAUCAAGCUGAAAUUUGACAACACUCAUUGUCCUUGUCCUUUCUGUGGCUCGUAUUGUGAGCUGUAAUGCAUUCAACUGUGGUAUUGUCAGUGCCUGAGAAAGUGAAGAGAAGGUUUCUGAAUCAGUGAAUAGAAAGGUGAAUACACAGUUCUAUAUGUACAUCUAAAAGACCUCUAAGAAGGAAAUAAGACAUUAUUUCCUUAUG
Molecule: messenger RNA, 3153 nt
Organism: Ipomoea nil (Japanese morning glory)
Lineage: Eukaryota; Viridiplantae; Streptophyta; Magnoliopsida; Solanales; Convolvulaceae
Product: putative vacuolar protein sorting-associated protein 13D
Exons: 16
Coding region: 3-2837 (944 amino acids)
Biological process (GO): protein targeting to vacuole; protein retention in Golgi apparatus
Cellular component (GO): extrinsic component of membrane
Source: RefSeq, a predicted model, not a curated record